This is a messenger RNA of Neodiprion fabricii, 3835 nucleotides long. Its product is annotated as FAST kinase domain-containing protein 5, mitochondrial-like. NCBI's taxonomy places the organism in Eukaryota, Metazoa, Arthropoda, Insecta, Hymenoptera, Diprionidae. The transcript is spliced from 7 exons. The record is from RefSeq and is a predicted model, not a curated record. The coding region runs from base 171 to 2222 and encodes 683 amino acids.
CCAUGGACCGCAGCGUUUAAUAUCAGCUGUGAAAUGACAUAACUGGACAUAACCUCUCGGGUAUUUAAAGCGCAUCGUGCUCUGCGGGAAUGUAGAUAAAGUGAAUAAAUACUAUGUCUAUUAGUGUCGAAAACGCCGGCGUUUGGGUCGCAUAAUUAGAUGGAUUCAUAAUGCACAAAUUCAUUUUGUCAUAUCGGGGAAUAAAGUUCCUGCGACAGUUUGGGGUUAGAUUGGACUCAGCUCAGGAUCUGAAGAGCCCACAGAUUUUAGCAGCAUGUACAACCAGUUGCAAUUUGCCCCAGGUGCAGUUCUACAGCGCUUGGAAGAAGGCGAACGAUGCGUCGAUCAGAAUAUUUUACGAGUACGAAGAAGGAUGCGACAGCGACGCAGACAACUCGCAGGCCAAGUGGGAUAGCGUUGAAAACAGGUAUGCGCACCGCAUUCUGGAGCAGAGAAAAGCUUACAAAGCGACAAUUGUCUAUCCACCCAAGGGGUUUGAAAACCAAAUCAUAUCUACGGACGAGGUGGACAAGUUAACGCGGACGAAUUGGAGGCUCGAGAGUAUCGCGAAGCUGGUCGAGAGCUUCAGGAAAAUAUCUCAAUACGCCUUUCAGAACAACGAGAACAUAUACGCUGAAAAGUACCAGCUCAUCAUGCUGACCCUGGCGACAAACUGCAAAAUAUUCAGCGAUGAACAGCUCAGCCAUGUCCUCCGCUCGCUCAUGCUCUGGUUCAUAGAAUGCAGCGAACAGGAUUCCAACUUUUCACAUCUUUACAGAGUCCUUGACCAGGAAUGCAUGGCUCGAGCCGAAAAUUGGUCUCAUUCACAGCUCCUUCUGAUCUCCGACCACUGGUACAGGCUCAGAUUGAUACGAAAGUCAAGAUUCAUGAAACACGCUAUAAUCAACCUCGGUAACAAUGUAUCGGAUCUUUCGCAAUCCCAUUUAGUGCAGCUUUUGUUCUACAUCGGCAUAGCUCGCAGCGGACUUGUUAACUUUAAGGAAAUUCAAGUCAGACUCAACCCCCUGGUGUACAAUUUGGACGUCGACGAAUUAGCCAUCAUUGCACUUGGGUUCUUCAAAAGCCAGAAUCCGAUUAGGGAUCGUAUGCUGCUCACAACCAUGAUUAAGAAAACGACUCAAAAAAUUGACGUCAUCGAGGACAUCAGUUUGGCUGCUAUGCUCAAAAUCACUCGUCUGUUUCGUGUGUUUUUCAGCUUUAGCAUCCACCACAAUGACCUCAGGCACCUCUGCAAAUUAUUGGAGUGCACGAUACCCCAGAUACCACGACUCUCGAUGACCUGCUUGUCUCACGUUGUAUUGGCUGCUGCGACUAAAAGCUUAUUUUAUGCAGAAUUGUUGAAUGCCGCCACAGUGAGAUUCUAUAGGGAAAUGUCCAAGGUCAGGAUGAAGGAUAUAAAUUCGUUAGUUUUUGCUCUUUCCUCAUUUCACUACGUUCCCGAAAAGCAACCGAACAUCCUUAAUGCGAUCAUAGAUGAACUGAACGCAUCUAAACGUGAGCCUGAAAUGAAGAGGUACCCGGACUGCCUUGCAAAGUGCCUGCAUAGCCUUAGCUUACUUAACAAACACCCGAAAAAUUUAAUAGCCAGAGUGUUGGAUCCUAAGAACAUCGAAAAAGUGUACGGAUCGAACGUGAACAUAAGACGGGAAAUAUUUGCUCUAGACUUGGAUGUCGAGACUGAAAUGCCAGACUAUAGCGGCCCGAGACUCGACAUGCAUUCGCGGGAAAGCAUCGCCAUGAUGAUGACGGACCCUCUGCCGAAUUUUAAGGGUCUGCAACUCAACUUUUCCGAUUACUUGAUGUUAGAUGUGAUAAGAGUCUGCGAGGAAUACCUAGGCUCGAAGAAAAUGGUCCACGUAGAUCACGUAUUGCCGCAAUACUACCACCCAGACAUAAUCGUUUGCCUGGACGACAAGAAGCGUCCUGUUCCCAUCAGCUCGGUGUUGUCAAAGAUACCUUUUGGAAGCGUUAAACGGGCUCCAAAAAUCGACGCAGAUGGUACCAAAUGGUUAGCUGUAGUGAUAGGCACCCGAAAUGCGCUUGCGAAAAAUACUAACCGUGUACUAGGACAUUUUUGCGCUAAGCAGAGGCAGCUUGAAUAUAUCGGCUACGAUCCUUUUUUGAUAUUUUGGCAGGACUGGAGCCAGCUCAAAAACGACGAACAAAAGUUCAAAUACCUACAGUGCAAAGUUUUCUGCUAAUCUGAACACUCAUCGUCAUCAGUAUCGGUACGAAUUUUAUUGGGUAAUUUUUUUCUCUUUUUUUCAUCUUCCGUCAUCAUCGAGACACCUUUGAGUGUUCAAAAUUUUGUCCGGGAGCACGAUGCCGCCAUUUGUAUAUAUAUACACACACAUAUAUAUAUAUUACAUACAUAUAUAUAUAUAUAUCUAUAUAUAUAUAGAGAAAUAUAAAGUAAUGUAAAGAAGUUUAAAAGUCUAUCACGUACACUUAAUAAACUUCGUUCGUAAAUAAUUAAUAUAAACAACAUACUCGUUAUAUUACGUCGAAAUAGUUUACUUUCGAUCGUUGCGCGUUGUUCCGCUCCUUCACGAUUAUGAAGGGUCUGGAAGGCGAACAGAUUUUCUUCUUAUCCGAUGACGCACUCUUUUUAUCACCUAUGCAGACUCGCGGCUUGCGUUCUUUCGCGGGUAAAUUAGCUGGCGAUGCGGACGCUCCGCAUGUCGAUUUCUUGCAUAUUCGGGCCUUGAGUUUUUUGCACACUUUUCUGUCGCACACCUUCUUAACCAGGUAAACCGGCGACCUGGGCGGUUCUAAUGCCGGUGAAAACAACAGGUCUCCAACCUGCAGGAGAACGUUAUCGAUACCAAAAAUCGGUUGGUCAAUUCAUUGCAAAAAAUUAUCAGAAUACAGGAGGAUUCAUGUUUUUUACAGUAGCAAUAGUUUCCGGAAAUAUAUAAUACGUGCCUUUCGCUGAAGAAGCUGAUCCGCGUUAGUGACGUCGGGACACGGCCGUUUUUUCUGUUGAGAGAAAAAAAAAAUGACAAUUAGAUUGUAACAAAAUCGGCGCAAGACCCGAAAAAUCUUGAUUGCAUCGAUCAAAAAGAAGAGAGAAAAAGCCAACUCACAGGCAACUGCUUUUUGGGCCGAACUUUUUUAGAAAUUUUUAUGUUUCCAGUUCUCCUUCUGGAACCAGCUAACUUCCGUUUCUUCUGUAGAAGAACAGGGGGUUACUUUCCAGAUAUUUAUAAUACUAUGUUCGGCAUAAAAUCGAGUCUGAAUCUGUUUUCCUCACCCGUAACGACUUGGAUUUCAAGUCGCCGAGGUCCUUGCUGGUCCUGAGAGCGUCAGAGUAAGAACGCCAGUCUUCAACCUCUUCGCCCUCUGCCGAUUGCUUAACUUCAACGUAAUGCGAGAUAUCGCUGUGAUAUAAGCUGAGAUCCUUCGCCGAACCCCGAUCACUUAUCAAACUGUCUUCGUCCUGUUCCCAGUAAAUUCCCGCCCCCUCACCGUCGUCCGACAUCCUGGGAAAAAUCAACAUCAUCAGUGUCAAAUUUCAAUGAUUUCUAGUCAAAUUUUUGUUGUGAUAUCCCAAUUUCUAUGCAGGGAACGCAUUUUGACAAAUUCCAAUCUCUCUCAAAGAAAUCUAUCCUAGUAUUUUAUAACCCGCAGUACCAUCAGAAAGAAAAUAUUACGCAUAAAUGCCAGAAGUCUUUAGAUUUGCGAUGCAAAGUGAAAUUCUGAGAAAAAAUAUGAAUCUUCUCUUGAAAUUCGUCCAAAUGCCAUCUAUCACUCGGCUUGAUGAGGAAAAGCCUGAAAAAUUAAAGCUCAGAAUUUUUCAGGUUUUCAGCACAAA